UCUGUAGCCGGGGGACGUGUUCAUUGAAGUAUCACUAGUUCACUAGUGCAGGAACAUUUACACAUUUAUUAUUCACAAUGCCAACAUCCGGACUAGUGUAAAGCUUAAGUAACUGUGCGCUUGUGUCUUUUUAGCCUUUAACGAUGAGUACGUUAUUUGCGAUCGCUUUGGUGUUUGUUGGUUGCUGCAGUAAUGUUGUGUUUUUGGAACUUUUGGUUAGGGAUUUCCCAGGAUGUGGGAAUAUUGUCACAUUUGCUCAGUUUGCCUUCAUUGCACUGGAAGGGUUCAUCUUUGAGACAAACUUUGGACGCAAAAAGCCACACAUACCCCUCAGUAACUACGUGAUUAUGGUGACCAUGUUCUUUACCGUCAGCGUGAUCAAUAACUACGCCCUGAACUUUAACAUCGCCAUGCCCCUGCACAUGAUCUUCAGAUCAGGAUCUUUAAUAGCAAACAUGAUCCUCGGUAUUAUCAUCUUGAAGAAAAGAUAUUCGUCGAGUAAAUAUCUCUCCAUCGUGCUGGUGUCUGUGGGCAUUUUCAUAUGCACUAUUAUGUCGGCCAAACAAGUGAAUGUUGAGAAAGGGGGCACAGAGGAAGAUGGUGUUUAUGCCUUCAUGCAUUGGCUUCUGGGUAUCGCCAUGCUGACGUUCGCUUUGCUGAUGUCUGCAAGAAUGGGCAUUUUCCAGGAAACUCUGUACAAGAAGUACGGCAAACACUCCAAAGAGGCUCUGUUUUACAAUCACUGUCUGCCAUUACCGGGAUUCAUUCUGCUGUCAACAGACAUCUACAGACACGCCAUGCUCUUCAGCCAGAGCUCUCCAGUGGAAAUCCCUGUGAUUGGUCUGUCUAUGCCUGUCAUGUGGUUAUACCUAGUUAUGAACGUCAUCACUCAAUACGUGUGCAUCCGUGGCGUGUUCAUUCUGACGACGGAGUGCGCAUCACUAACGGUUACACUGGUGGUGACUCUACGCAAAUUCUUGAGUCUCAUCAUUUCCAUCCUGUACUUCCAAAAUCCCUUCACAGCCUGGCACUGGGUCGGCACGGCCGUGGUGUUCCUGGGAACGCUGCUCUACACGGAAGUGUGGUCCAGCAUUCGUGUGGCAAUGAAAGGAGAGAAAGCUGACAAGAAGGCAGAGUAAAUUAUGGAAGCCCGUUUCUGCCAUGGAAUAAAAAAAAAGAUGAUUGUGACUUUUCAUCUCACAAGUCUUGACUUUUUCUUAGAAUUAUGAGUAGAAAAAAAAGUCAGAAUUAAGAGAAUUCAGAAUUUAAAUCUCUCAAUUCGGAAAAAAAAUCAAGAGUUGUGAGAUUUAAGUUCCGAAUUCUGAGAUUAAAAUUGUCAAGAAUUGUGAGGUUUAAGUUCAGAAUUUGGAGAAGAAUGGCAGAAUUGUUAGAUUCAGAUUUGGAAUCCUGAGGGGAAAAAAGGCAGAAUUCUGAGAUUUAAAUUCAGAAUUCGGAGAAAAAUGGCAGAAUUGUUAGAUUCAAAUUCGGAAUCCUGAGAAAACAUGACGGAAUUGUGGGAUUAAAUUCUGAAUUUUGGGGAAAAAUGUCAAUUGUGAGAUUCAAAUUCAUAAUUCUGAGAAAAAAUGUCAGAAUUGUUAGAUUCAAUUUUGGAAUCCUGAGAAAAAUGUCUGAAUUGUGGGAUUCAAAUUCGGAAUUUUGGGAAAAAAAUGUCAAUUGUGAAAUUCAUAUUCAGAAUUCUGAGAAAAGUUUCAGAAUUGUGAGUUUUAAUUUUAUAAUUCUGAGAAAAAUAUCAGAAUUGUGAGUUUUAAUUUCAUAAUUCUGCUGGAAAAAGUCAGAAUUCUUUGAGUUGAAUUCAGAAUUCUGAGAAGAAAAGUCAGAAUUGUUAGAUUCAAGUUUGGAAUUUUGAGAGAAAAUGUCAAGAAUUGUUGGAUUCAAAUUCAGUAUUCUGAGAAAACAAUAUCAGAAUCGAGUCGCAGUUACCUUUUACAUUUUUUUUAUUUUUAUUCCAUGGUGGAAAGAAGCUUCCAUAGUAACUGUAAUACCUCUUUAGCUUCGUGCGGGUGUGUUUUGUUGGUGUGUGUCCCAUUGCUUUAUAUUUCUAAGUUAUUCACUGUGAAUGGAUGAGCGCUUGAGGUACAUUUGGGCCAAUUUUAUGAGCUGUUUUUGAGCCAGGUGUGUGUGUGCAAGUUUGUUAGAGCGUUUGUCUCUAAGCUUUUACAGUCUAUGACCUGUUUUCAGUAUCUAGGUCUGUUUUUGCAGAAAUAGACACUCAUUUUGUUUCUGGCGCUACCUUUAGUACCAGAGAACCGCAUAGGUCUGCCUCUACGCACAUUAAAACUAACAUGGUCAAUUUUUGCUAAGUCUGUUAGCAGAUUCAGGACUUGAAGCUAUUUUCCGUAAGUGUUAAUGUUCCCUGCAAGUUAGUGGUAUUUAUUUCUUUUCCAUUUUUAAACACAGCCGGUUUUAUUAAGUCAGUAAGUAUGUUGGCCCACUUACAUGUGUCUUUAUUCAGGUGAAAUAAUAUAGUAAGACUACGAAAGAUAAUGCAAAGGCAUUGUUAACAAGUUGUAGUCAUAUAUCUUAUUUGACAUUUUGUAGUCGCCUUCCGUUUCAGUCGGUUGAGCAUCAGCUGGUGCUAAAGCAAUACUGUAGAAACCAUGACUGUAAACAUUGUAGAAAAUGUCUACAGUUAUGUUCAUGAGGCUGGAAUUUGUAAUUUGGCAUCAAUUUGUGUAAGAUGUUUUUUAUCAGCUAAAACUAAGACCUCAUAAACAGAAGAAAAAAACAUGUCUUUUGUUGGUUCUUUCAAUCUCAUCUGCAUUUUUUGUGCACAUAAUUUGUGGACUAUUCAUUCAACCUUCAUAAUGUCUAGAAUUAAUCUAUUUCUCUUGAUGUUCUAUGAAUUUUAAGGUCUAAAUACGAUCUUGCAGGUAAUGUAUUGUUUGGCACUCAUGUGGAAUUCAUAAACUCACACAGUACAAAAAUAC
Labeo rohita (rohu) is the source of this 2948-nucleotide messenger RNA. It is a transcript of the gene slc35b4, whose product is annotated as solute carrier family 35 member B4. Bases 144 to 1139 code for a protein of 331 amino acids. Gene Ontology annotation, molecular function: UDP-xylose transmembrane transporter activity; UDP-N-acetylglucosamine transmembrane transporter activity. The record is from RefSeq and is a predicted model, not a curated record. Gene Ontology annotation, cellular component: Golgi membrane; endoplasmic reticulum membrane. Gene Ontology annotation, biological process: transmembrane transport. The transcript has 10 exons. Lineage: Eukaryota; Metazoa; Chordata; Actinopteri; Cypriniformes; Cyprinidae.